UAAAAUCGUCAUUACCGUUUGGAAAAUUGUUCCGAGUACUAUUCAAAAGUGUUGGCUGAAGUAAAGAUUCUGAUCCUAGUUUUUCGGUACUUCAUAAAAAAUAGUUUGAACGUGAGAAAAUUGUUGUGAAAAGUGUGAUCUCUCCUUUUUCUGUGUAAAUUUGUGAUAUAUUUCUGUGGAUAAGAUGAAAUUUGUCAGUGCAAUCUUUUUCAUGAGUGCUUCAGCUGCAAUUGUUGCAAUCACAUCCGCUCAGAUUCGACCGAUCUUGCGAACAACGGCUGACCAUGAUGCAGUUAUUCUCCGGCAAGCCUAUGACCUUAAUCCAGACGGAUCGUACGUCUACAAUUAUGAGACAAGCAAUGGUAUUCGUGCUGAUGAAAGCGGGUUUUUAAAGAGCCCUGGAACCCAAUUAGAAGCUCAGGUCAAACAGGGAUCAUUUUCAUAUACCGGACCUGAUGGUGUCGUCUACACUAUUACCUACAUCGCUGAUGAAAACGGAUAUCGUGCCGAAGGUGCCCACAUACCGACCCCUCCAUCACUUCGACCAGUCAACAUACCACGCUACAACUAAUUUUAAAGAAAUAAUAUCUAAUCCAUCCCCCAAUACUACUAUCAACACAACGACAACUACAAAGGAUAUGAAAAGAUUUCAAAGAUGAAGAUCUGCAUAUUCUGCAAAUCAAGACCAACAACUACCAGCCGAGCGUAUUUCUGUAUCUAAUAAUUUUGCUAUAUCUAAGAUUUUAUUAUAAACGCUAUCGAAUUUAUUGCUAUGAAUAUUUCUUUAAUCAACUGCCGUAUUAGCAUAUAAACUGACGAUGAGCUCUGUGAUGUCUAGUUUGCUCUGAAAGUGGACAUGCUGCAACGAAGACUACAAGGAUAUUUACUCUAUAAAAACCGGAAAAAGAUAAAAAAUAGUAAAUAAUGGACAGUAGACUAUGAAAAUAGUAAAAAAAAAUGUUACCCCGAAAUAUCUGUACCGAAUGCAUCUUCCCUGAAAAAGAUAACGGCAAGAAUUGCGCACACAUUAUUUUAAUAACAAUUUACUGUAAAUAGCCUUUAAGACUUUUUUGUAUAUUUGAAUAAAGCAAGUUUGCAAUGAAAAAGCA
This is a messenger RNA of Hermetia illucens (black soldier fly), 1109 nucleotides long. RefSeq names its product endocuticle structural glycoprotein SgAbd-2-like. The transcript is spliced from 4 exons. Gene Ontology annotation, molecular function: structural constituent of chitin-based larval cuticle. Bases 185 to 571 code for a protein of 128 amino acids. NCBI's taxonomy places the organism in Eukaryota, Metazoa, Arthropoda, Insecta, Diptera, Stratiomyidae. The record is from RefSeq and is a predicted model, not a curated record. Gene Ontology annotation, cellular component: chitin-based extracellular matrix.